AGAGGCCACCAUGAAGCUGAAGCAGCGGGUUGUGCUGUUAGCAAUCCUCCUCGUCAUUUUUAUCUUCACCAAAGUUUUCCUGAUAGACAAUUUAGACACAUCAGCUGCCAACCGAGAGGACCAGAGGGCGUUUCACCGAAUGAUGACUGGCUUGCGGGUGGAGCUGGUGCCCAAGUUGGACCACACCCUGCAGUCUCCUUGGGAGAUUGCAGCCCAGUGGGUGGUGCCCCGGGAAGUGUACCCUGAAGAGACACCAGAGCUGGGAGCAAUCAUGCAUGCCAUGGCCACUAAGAAAAUCAUUAAAGCUGACGUGGGCUAUAAAGGGACACAGCUGAAAGCUUUACUGAUUCUUGAAGGAGGACAGAAAGUUGUCUUCAAGCCUAAGCGGUACAGCAGAGACUAUGUGGUAGAAGGGGAGCCAUACGCUGGUUACGACAGACACAACGCAGAGGUGGCGGCCUUCCAUUUGGACAGGAUUCUGGGUUUCCGCCGAGCUCCCUUGGUCGUUGGCAGAUAUGUUAACCUGCGAACAGAAGUUAAGCCUGUGGCCACGGAGCAGCUGCUCAGCACCUUCCUCACCGUAGGAAACAAUACUUGUUUCUAUGGGAAGUGCUACUAUUGCCGAGAAACAGAGCCAGCAUGUGCUGAUGGAGACAUGAUGGAGGGCUCCAUCACACUUUGGCUUCCAGAUGUGUGGCCUCUGCAGAAGCAUCGGCAUCCCUGGGGCAGGACUUACCGAGAGGGCAAAUUGGCCAGGUGGGAAUAUGACGAGAGCUACUGCGACGCUGUGAAGAAAACAUCCCCCUAUGACUCAGGCCCACGCCUCCUCGACAUCAUUGACACGGCUGUCUUUGAUUACUUGAUUGGCAACGCUGACCGCCAUCACUAUGAAAGCUUUCAAGAUGACGAAGGCGCUAGCAUGCUUAUUCUUCUGGAUAAUGCCAAAAGCUUUGGGAACCCCUUGCUGGAUGAGAGAAGCAUCCUUGCCCCUCUCUAUCAGUGUUGCAUCAUUCGGGUUUCAACUUGGAAUAGACUGAAUUAUCUAAAGAAUGGAGUACUAAAGUCUGCCUUAAAAUCUGCCAUGGCCCAUGACCCCAUCGCCCCUGUGCUCUCCGAUCCACACUUGGACACUGUGGACCAGCGGCUUCUGAAUGUCCUGGCCACCAUCAAGCAGUGUACCGACCAGUUUGGGAUGGAUACUGUGCUGGUGGAAGACAGGAUGCCUCUCUCCCACUUGUAACUCUCAAACAAGUGGAACUGAUUUUUACAAAGAUAGAGAAACAGCACAAUCAAUUCCAAAUGGCAUGUGAUGGCCUGCAAGUGGCCACAGCAGGUGCUGGUGAUAGAAGACGUGGCCCUGGGAGUGCUCGGUGUUUUCUGCAGUGCAAGCUAAAGGCCACAGAUCAGCGGGGCGUCUGUGCGGGGGUCAGCGCUCAAACUCAGCCAGCCGCUCUGCCCAGCCUUCGUUCCCACCCACGCCGGCUGAGGAAUGGGUUCCAGAGGAUGUGUCUGGGGCUAGCCUUGCUCUCCUUUCUCACAGCCAUGGAUUCUCUGAAAACACUUUGUAGUCCCUGUGUCUUUAAAAAACAAAAACCAGAACUAGUCAGAUUGAAAAA
Messenger RNA from Rattus rattus (black rat), 1616 nucleotides. It is a transcript of the gene Fam20b, whose product is annotated as FAM20B glycosaminoglycan xylosylkinase. Bases 11 to 1240 code for a protein of 409 amino acids. Gene Ontology annotation, cellular component: Golgi apparatus. The record is from RefSeq and is a predicted model, not a curated record. Gene Ontology annotation, molecular function: phosphotransferase activity, alcohol group as acceptor. Gene Ontology annotation, biological process: protein phosphorylation. Lineage: Eukaryota; Metazoa; Chordata; Mammalia; Rodentia; Muridae. The transcript is spliced from 7 exons.